Molecule: messenger RNA, 891 nt
Organism: Lathyrus sativus (Indian pea)
Lineage: Eukaryota; Viridiplantae; Streptophyta; Magnoliopsida; Fabales; Fabaceae
Source: the annotation of a GenBank genome assembly
AUGUCUAUACAAGAAACGACGUCGUUAUGGUGGACUACUCACCAACAACAGCAACAACACAAACAACGACAAGAGAAGACCAAGAGUCAUCAACAAGAGGAAGAAGGUGAAUUAGAAGACGACGUCGUUUCAGAGUCAGUGAUGAAACUAAAAACGGUGUCGGAAUCGGCAUCAGUAUCAGAAGAAGAGAAAGAAGGUAUGUUUGAGAAACCGUUAACACCAAGCGAUGUUGGGAAGCUGAACCGCCUCGUGAUACCGAAGCAACACGCGGAGAGAUACUUCCCACUCGACUCAGAAGAAACGAAGGGGCUUUUAUUGAGUUUCGAGGACGAGUCAGGGAAGUGUUGGAGGUUCCGUUAUUCGUAUUGGAACAGUAGUCAGAGUUACGUUCUUACCAAAGGUUGGAGUCGUUAUGUCAAAGAUAAACGUCUUGAUGCUGGCGACGUCGUUUUGUUUCAAAGACACCGUACACAUCCUCACCGGUUUUUUAUCUCCUGGAGGCGCCGCCAUGGUACGGCGGCCGCAACAGUGACCCCUUACGUUGGCCCUAGUACUGACGGCAAUGGUGCUGUUUCUUCUGUUGGGUGGUCCAGAGGACUCUAUCCUGCGCAUCCUUAUCCUACGCAUCAUCACCCUUUCUCAUACCAUGCUGCAGGUGAAGGGUCCCAAAGUCAGAACACAAACGCACCUUGUGGAAACAAUUCGAGUACUUCCAGGGUGCUGAGGCUGUUUGGAGUGAACAUGGAAUGCCAACCUGAUAAUGAUAUUAAUGAUUCCGAAACACCAGAGUGUUCUUAUAAUAUGUCACAAGGGCCACAAUUCUAUCACCUCCUCCACCGUCAACCACCGUCAAACACUCACCAUCACAUGCUACGUCAACAACAACCAUAG